AUCAUCAACCAGUGUGCACUGGAGCCUUGUCUGAACGGAGGGACGUGUGACGGAAACGAAUCGGACUUCAAGUGCGCAUGCCCAGUUGAGUGGACUGGAGAUACAUGUGCAGAUAAGGUUAAUUUCUGUGACAGCUCCCCUUGUAAAAUGGGCCAGUGUACACCGGAUCUAUCGACGGCAGCUCGGUUCAAGUGUGACUGUGAUUUUCCUUGGGUAGGGGAGAGAUGCAACCAAAGGGUUGACAUUUUCAACAUCACACUCCUGGGUGAGAUUGAUCAUACAAAUAGAGGUGAGCUGGCUGUCGGCUUGAAGAGACUCGUCAUCGAACUCGGGGGAAUUCCAGGAAAAGUGGAUGUCACCUUUAGAACAAAUACAAAGAAAGAAAGCAAUUACACCACAACGCACGUACAUCUCUACUCUGCUGUGGAAAACGGCUCAUUUCUGGAGAGUUCUUCAUUUGAUAGAAUUUUCGAAUCCAACCCUGACGAAGUCAUUGAUGAAUAUUUGCCUCUUCCGUUGUUCCCUCCCCGAGAAGAAGAGGAGGUGAAAGCCAAGAGUCCACAUGACAGCUGGGACACAAACCAAUAUGUGUCGAUCAUUCUACCUCCUGUAGGACUUGUCCUGAUGACCGUGCUGCUUCUGGUGGCUUUCUGCACCUGGAGGAGACGAUCAGGCAAGCGAGAAAGUCGACUCAGGACUCUUGUGACGGUUGUGCCAUGCAACAGGAUCCUAAACAGACCCGGUACAAACACAGGACAUCUUCACGAUGCAAGUGUAUCUUCUGACGGCAGCACUUGUACCCCCAUCCAUGACGUAGAUGAAGGAUCAGUCGACUCACACUGUGAUGACUCGUCACAUAUCCAAGUUGAUACUGGAGUUGUGAUAGUUCAGCUAGUGCGUCGUCAUGGUGACGAGGCACCACCUGACACACACUGUGAUGACGCAGCACACAUUGACGUAGGUACUGAAGCUAUGACCCUUCAGUCAGUGCGACGUCAGGGUCUCAGCGUGUCCUUGAAUGACAACGCGCGUCACGGUGACGAGGCACCACCUAACGCACACUGUGAUGGCGUGUCACACAUCAACGUAGGUACUGGAGCUGUGACCUUUGACAGUGGAAGACUACAGGGUGCCAGCGAGGCUCGGGAUGACAACACGCGAGACUCCGAAACUCUCCCUCAUGACACGUCACAUACAGGCCUGCCUCUUGACAUGCUCCCAUGUAGCUCUGUACAUGAUCCGACUCAGACCAGGGACUAUGAACCGUUCGAUCGUUGUGAGGAAGACGAUGAAGAGUGCACUGUCGUCGAUGACAACAACGUUGAGGACAUCUCAGAGGAAAACCCCUACGUUCAUCUUGUAGCUAUGAAAAGAUAGAGUCUUAGUUGCUCCAGAAAAUGGAUUGGUCAACAAAGAACAACUUCGAAAUGAAAUGGAUGGUAGGGGCACCUCAUGAUUUUCAGUAAUACAUUCUUAAAAUUUACACUACUAACAUGACUCUUGCUCAAUGUAAUCUAUUACAUUAUACAGUGUGAGGAGAUCUUAGUAUCUCCCACCCCUUCGUACUGAGGAUGAUAAACUCCACCUCACUACGACCUUGCCCUGACAAUUUCAGAUUGACUGUUGUCUUAUA
Messenger RNA from Haliotis rubra (blacklip abalone), 1633 nucleotides. RefSeq lists its product as uncharacterized. NCBI's taxonomy places the organism in Eukaryota, Metazoa, Mollusca, Gastropoda, Lepetellida, Haliotidae. The record is from RefSeq and is a predicted model, not a curated record. The transcript is spliced from 5 exons. Bases 148 to 1377 code for a protein of 409 amino acids.